GCAUUGAAGCCAAAGACAAAAAUAUAAGAUUACGCGUUUGUCAUUUAAUAGCAUACCUUAUUGGUUGUUUAGGAUCAAUCGACGAUGAUUUAUAUGAACGCUUGAAAGUUGAGCUGACUAAACGUUUACUCGAUAAAGAAGCUGGUGUACGCGUAAAAGCAGUCCUUGCGUGCUCUAAACUACAAGGUGAUGAUGAUCAUGGAAAAGAUGUGAUUGAAAAAUUCAUCGGAAUGUUGCGUAAUGACCCAAGCGCCGAAGUUCGACGUGCCGUUAUAUAUAAUAUUGAAUAUAAUGAGGAAACUCUAGCACAUAUAUUGCAACGUGCACGGGAUAUUGAUCCAAUGAACCGUCGAGGUGUUUAUAUGAAAUUAACAGAAGAAAUUAACGACUUUCGUGUUUUAUCUAUUGAGGAUCGUGAAAAAUUAUUAAGCUGGGGUCUUACAGAUAGAGAUCCUCAAGUUAAAAAAGCGUGCGUGAGAAUGCUCUCAACGAGUUGGAUUGAACAUGCGAACAACAACUUGUUGGAGUUGCUUGAACGGUUAGAUGUUGUGGGAAGUAGUAUUGCUCAAGAGGUCCUUAUAUCAAUGUUCAAUGCGCGCCCAGAUAUAGUGCAAAUGUUAAAUUUCGAUGAUGUAUUUUGGGAAAAUCUAACAGCCGAAGGAAGUUUUCUCGUACGCGUCUUCUGUGAAUAUAACAAGGAGGACGAAGGAAAGCUUGAUGAGAUACUGCCAGAAGUGACACGACUUGCUUUUUUUAUUCAGAGAUACUAUAAUUUCAUGAAUCAAGCGUCAGACGAGGAGCAAGUAAACUUUGCGUUUAUUGUUGGUCAAUUAUUUUUGUUGGCCAAAUUAUUAGACUAUGGGGAUGAAGUUGGACGGAGAAAAAUGUGUGAGAUGCUUAUGUCAUCAAAUAUUUUAGAGAGCCAUAUUGAAAGCAUUGUGGAGAUAGAAAAAAAAAUUUCCAUUAAUGAGAGAGAUUUCACACGUUCCAUGAUUGAGAUAAUCACUGAUAUACGCGAAGGCAUAGAAGACGACGAGGGUCCUUCACGACUUACAUAUCAGGAUGAUUAUGACCUAUCAGCGAACAUGUCUCGUCUCAGUAUCAAUAUAUCUUCCAUGAAGAUGUCGGUUUUAUCUACUGAUCUCAAAAACACCGAAAGAAGGAGCUCCAUUUCUUCUACGUGUAUGAAUAAUAAUGACACCCUUCAAGAAGAUAAUGAAAUGAAAAUAAUAUUGGUGAAUUUGAAAUGCCUGCAUAUAAUACGUUGUAUGCUUGAAAAGAAUUCAGAGAGCCUACGGGAUAACCCAUCGAUGUAUGGUCUUAUGAACGAAAUUAUUAUACCUAACAUACAAAGUCAUGAACCAGUGCUGCGAGAAUUAGGCAUACAUUGUCUAGGUUUAUGUUGUAUACUUGAUCAGCCUCUGGCGGUAGAGAAUUAUAGUUUAUUCAUGCAUUGUCUACGACAUGGACAUCCAGAGUUACAAGUUAAAUCCUUGAUGGUAAUGUCAGACAUUCUCAUGGCAUAUGGUUAUUCAACAAUAGUUUCAAGCACUCGACAGGGUAAUGAAGUCCUGGUAUCAUUACAAGAAUGCUUAAAGAAUGAAAAUGAGGAAGUACAGGCUAUAUCAGUUGUAGGAAUAUCUAAAUUAAUGCUUUCUAAAAUGUUGCGUGACAAAAAUGUCCUAAAAGAACUUGUACUGUUAUACUUUGAUAGUAAAACUACGCCAAAUCUUCGUUUGAGGCAAUGUUUAAGCUAUUUUUUUCCAGCAUUUUGUCAUUCUUCGUUUGAAAAUCAAACGUUAAUGCAAGAGAUAUUCCUUCCAACCCUUAUCGAGUUAUUGAAAGAAUACAGAUAUCUUGACAAGAAUGAUAAUGCGGUGCCGCCUUUGCAGGUUGUGCAACAAUUAGUGGACUGGACUAAUCCGUUCAAAGUUGUUAAAUUAGAGCGAAGUGAAGAGACAAUUGAUUACGGGUCACAUGCAGAACUCGCAAUUUCUGUUGUAAGGGAACUGUUCUCCGAAACUGAUAAGGAUAUAAGGAAAUUGCUCUGUCAGACUCUUAAUAAGUUCCAGAUUGAUGAGUCUGCUGGUGUCGUGAGAUUCAAAAAACUUACUUUUCUUGUUGGAAAUUUGAAAUCAAAGCGUCCUUUGGCAGAUUCAGUAGCUAGAAAUGCAUUAAAUAAAUUCGAGAGUGCUCUACUCAAUUAUUUCGAUGAUGCACCUGAUGCCUUGGACGAUGAAGAGCUUGAACAACUAAAGGAUAUUUUUGAAUUUGUUGAUCAUCUUGAAG
Racocetra persica is the source of this 2289-nucleotide messenger RNA. The record is from the annotation of a GenBank genome assembly. Lineage: Eukaryota; Fungi; Glomeromycota; Glomeromycetes; Diversisporales; Gigasporaceae.